UUUACACCAGAGACGGUCAUAAGAACAGAAACACUACCACUGGAAAAUAAUUAUGAAGUCAUGGAAAGAUAUGUCUAUAAAAAACCUCUACCAAAUCCUUUUAUAAUUGAACAUUCACAAAAAAAUGAUCAUUACUGUGACAUUGAAGAAGAAGAAGUUAUUGAAGAAUACAAUGCGGUAGAAACAAUCAUUGAGCAUUAUGACAUUAUAUUCUUUGGUAACAAAGAAAGUGAUGGUUUUUUAAAGAUGCUUGGUGAAGAUAUAGUUGUACAAAUGCACAAUGAUAUCAACAGAGAAAUUGCAUAUACAAAUGAUGAAAAUGUCAAGUCAGUAUUGUGUAGUAUUGUUAAUCGUGAGAUAAAUGAGACUAAAACGAAUUUUGGAAAACAUUUGGCUGAUUUGUUUGAAAACCAUUUUACAUUGCAUUUUGUUAAUCAUAUGAAAAUUGAUACAAUCAUUACUUUGAGGGAGGAAGAUGAAGAGUUUUCAGUCAUUGAAGUAAAUUUCAAAAAUGCUAAAACUUUAAUCAAUCAGCUUGUAAAAAUUUGUCCAAGUUCUGACAUUAGAAUGGUUAGGUUAUACGGAAUGCAAUCAUAUUUAUAUGAAUUAAUUAUAUAUGAAUUCAAACUCAAUUAUUCUGAAAUUUACACUAUGGAAGAAAUAUUAAGAUUUCCAAUGCCUAAAACAUGGAAAGAUAUGUUUAAAGCACAUGAGACAGUGAUAGGCCUAUUAAAAUAUGAGUAUUUAAAAGAAUUGGAUUUAUGGGAUUAUUCAAAGAAAAAAGAAUUCAAAUCAAUUGUAUAUGAAAAUGAAGGAGAUUUAUUCCCUACUUAUACUGAACCACCAUCAGAUGAUAUAUGGUUUGAGGAAUAUGGUGUUAAAAAAGAUUCAGAAAGAGCACAUCAAAAUUUAACACCGAUGUCAUGUUGGCAAGCAAUAGUCCCAUCUAUAGAAAAUACAAAAUAUA
This is a messenger RNA of Entrophospora candida, 967 nucleotides long. NCBI's taxonomy places the organism in Eukaryota, Fungi, Glomeromycota, Glomeromycetes, Entrophosporales, Entrophosporaceae. The record is from the annotation of a GenBank genome assembly.